AUGGCGUGCAGUUUGCCAUCCAUAACUAGCUCUUCUUCAUUCACUAUUGAAAACUCACAGAAAAACGAAGGCAGGCUUCGUAAAUCAUGGUCAAGUAAAAAUUUAACCAGAAGGGCUGGAAUACGAAGAGCUUUUUCCGACAACAAUCUAUUUUGUCGUGUCAGUCGUAUUCAGGCAUCAACGGUUGAGCCAAAGUUGAAAAGUAGCAGUAGUUCAGCUGGCUUCUUCAAUAUUCAAUUAUCAAGUACCAUGAUCCCCGAUACACUAAAGCCAUUUUUAUUUGAUCUAGAGCUGAGUAAAGAGAUUACUAUUGAGGACAAAUUGGUCGAGAGUGAACGAGAAGAUGAGAUAGACGUGGAGAAGGUCAAGAAACGAGCAAAUUGGAUCGAAAGACUUAUGGAAAUCCGGGAUAGUUGGAAAGAGAAACAACAAAGGGAAGAUGUUAAUGAUGUUGGGGAAAACAAUGAAGCUUGUGAUGAAGAUGGAGGUUGUGAAGUUGAUUAUGAUGAUGAUGCAGAAGGAAAGGAAAUGAAUAUUGACGGUAAAAUAUUUUCUUCAUUGUUGGGGAAAGUAUCCUGGUCGGAUACUAAGUACUUCUCAAAAUUGGCCUUUCUAUGUAACAUGGCCUAUGUGAUCCCUGAUAUCAAGACCAGGGACCUAAGCAGAUAUUAUGGCCUUGAAUUGGUUACAUCUUCGCUAGAGAAAAAGGCAGAAGCAGAAGUUACGAAAGACAAACCUGAGCAGGAUUCCACUACUGUGCAUGUAGCAACGUCAGCAAGUGUGGAUUCUAUUUCAACAAAAACAAUGGACCGUGAGCAAAAAUGCCGUCUUCGGCCAUCUGAUGCUUAUGAAAUUGCAGCAUCAGCAGCAGUUUAUGUCCAAUCCCGAACCAAGGAUGACCUCCAAGAAGAGGAGAAGAAGAGCUCUUCCCACCGAGUUUCCAAGUCAGAAAUGGCAGCAUCUGUAGCAGCAUCAACAGUGACAGCAGUGAUUGCUGCAGACGAGAAGGAAAAACAGGAGGCUGCAAAGGACCUACAGUCACUUCAUUCCUCACCAUGUGAAUGGUUUGUUUGUGACGAUUCAAGCAUAUACACUCGCUGUUUUGUUAUCCAGGGUUCGGACUCAGUGGAAUCAUGGCAAGCAAAUCUCUUUUUCGAGCCUACCGAAUUUGAAGGAACAGAUGUGCUCGUUCAUAGAGGAAUUUAUGAAGCUGCAAAAGGGAUUUAUGAGCAAUUCAUGCCAGAAAUAAUGCAACAUUUAAACAGAUUUGGCGAUCGAGCCAAACUUCAAUUUACUGGUCAUUCUCUUGGGGGCAGUCUUGCUCUUCUAGUCAACAUGAUGCUAUUAACAAGGAAGGUAAUCAAGCCAUCUGCUCUUCUUCCAGUGGUCACUUUUGGAUCGCCGUUUGUGUUCUGUGGUGGCCACAGAAUCCUUAAUGAGUUGGGUUUGGAUGAGAACCACGUUCAUUGUGUGAUGAUGCAUAGAGAUAUCGUCCCAAGAGCAUUCUCCUGCAACUAUCCCAACUACGUUGCCCAAGUCCUCAAACGCUUGAGCAGAACCUUUCGGUCCCACCCUUGUCUAAAUAAGAGUAAAUUAUUAUACUCUCCCAUGGGGAAAAUUUUUAUCCUCCAGCCUGACGAGAAGUCAUCCCCACCUCAUCCUUUACUUCCUUCUGGCAGUGCCCUAUAUGCCUUGGAUUCUACCAACUUUUCCCUUACAAAGACCGCUUUUAGAGCCUUCUUAAAUUCUCCCCAUCCCCUUGAAACUCUAAGUUACCCCACAGCAUAUGGUUCUGAGGGUACAAUCAUAAGGGACCAUGAUUCAAGCAACUACCUGAAGGCAAUGAAUGAAGUUAUAAGACAACACACAAGGCAGGUCAACAAGAAAGUGAGUAAACAGACAAAGCAAUUGUGGCCCCUGUUAACAUCCCAGUCGCCACAUAUGUGGAGCAACAAACGAAAUAUAGGAGAUACAAUGGUGACAAAAGAAAUAUUGACUGGCGUCUAA
This is a messenger RNA of Olea europaea var. sylvestris, 2007 nucleotides long. RefSeq lists its product as uncharacterized. The coding region runs from base 1 to 2007 and encodes 668 amino acids. NCBI's taxonomy places the organism in Eukaryota, Viridiplantae, Streptophyta, Magnoliopsida, Lamiales, Oleaceae. Gene Ontology annotation, molecular function: glycerophospholipid phospholipase A1 activity. Gene Ontology annotation, biological process: lipid metabolic process. The transcript is spliced from 5 exons. The record is from RefSeq and is a predicted model, not a curated record.